Molecule: messenger RNA, 429 nt
Organism: Dentiscutata erythropus
Lineage: Eukaryota; Fungi; Glomeromycota; Glomeromycetes; Diversisporales; Gigasporaceae
Source: the annotation of a GenBank genome assembly
AUGCCUAAAACACAAUCACCAGUUACUAAAAAACCCAACACUGAUCCUUAUAAUAAAAAAGCAAAGAGGGAAAUAUUUACUAAUAAAAAAAUUGAAUCAUAUAUUACCAAAAAAGGGUACCAAUUGAAUCAAGAAUUACUUGAAUUCGCUCUAUUAAAUUGUUUUCCAAAUGUAGAAGAACGUUUAAAAAUUGUGGAUAUAUUGAAAAAGAUUCAAUAUGACCAAUUAACUCAAAUUACUCUAAUUAAAGAAAAAAUGCCUAAAAGUAGACAACAUGUGAAAUUUGAAGAAGUUAAUAAUUGGUUAGAUAAAGUGUAUAAAGGAGUAAAUACAGGUGUUACUAUGUCAUUAAAGUAUUUAAAUGAAUUAGAAGAUAAAAUCAAUGAGGAGGAGGAAGCUUUAGAAGAAGUUGAGGAGGUAGAGGAAUAA